AUGGCUACCUCUUCUGAUAGAGACCAGGAGAAGGGUUUUGAUGAGAGGUCCGAGAUGAAGGAUAUCUCUGGUGGCAACACCGUUCAUGACGCUGCUGGCCAUGGUCACACUGCUACUGAUGCCUACGGCAACGCUCUAGUUCAGUUUGACCCAGCUGCUGAGCGUCGGCUACGAUGGAAACUCGACUUGUACACUGUUCCCACCGUCGCCGUCUUAUAUCUCUUUUGCUUCAUCGAUCGUGCCAACAUCGGUAACGCUCGUAUCGCUGGUAUGGGAGCCGAUCUCGGCCUCGUGAACUACGAUUACAACAAGAUCCUCUCCGUCUUUUACAUCUCAUACAUUCUCUUCGAAAUUCCCGCCACCGUCACUUGUAAAUGGAUGGGUCCCGGUUGGUUCCUCCCGGCUACUUCUCUAGCUUUCGGUAUCGUCAGUGUCGCCACAGCCUUUUGCAAAACCCAGGCUGCUCUCUGCGGUGUUCGCUUCCUUCUCGGUAUCUUUGAGGCUGGCAUGCUUCCCGGAAUCGCCUACUACUUGUCUCGAUGGUACAAGCGCUCUGAGCUGACUUUCCGUCUGUCGCUCUACAUGGUCAUGGCUCCUCUGGCUGGUGCCUUUGGAGGUCUCUUGGCCAGCGCUAUUCUCAAGCUCAACCACUUUGGAGGUCUUCACGAGUGGCGAAUGAUCUUUGCUAUCGAAGGUGUCAUCACCAUCGGUCUUAGUCUCAUUUCCUUUAUCACCCUCACCGACCGACCUGAGACCGCACGAUGGCUCUCACAGGAGGAGAAGGAACUUUGUAUCGCCCGUGUAAAGUCGGAGCGUCUCGCUCAGACCGAAGUCGUCGAUGGUAUUGACCGAAUCAAGCUCUGGCGCGGUGUCUCCAACCCCAUCACUAUCCAGAUCGCCUUCAUCUUCCUUUGCAACAACAUCACCGUCCAGGGUCUCGCCUUCUUCCUCCCCACCAUUGUCGGUACCAUCUACCCCGACUACAGCGUCGUCCAGAAGCAGCUUCACAGUGUUCCUCCUUACGCCCUCGGUGCUGUCUUCGCUCUCCUCUUCCCUGCCAUUAGUUGGUGGGUUGACAGGCGACAAAUCUUUAUCAUCUUGUCUGCCCCCACCGUUGUCAUCGGCUACGCUAUGUUCUUGGGAUCUGAUACUGCCAAUGUUCGAUACGGUGCUUGUUUCCUGAUUGCCAGCACUUGUAUGGUUCUGGGUACCAUGACCAACGCUCACAUCAGUGCCAACGUUGUCAGUGAUACCGCUCGAAGCAGUGCAAUUGGUCUCAACGUCAUGUUUGGCAACAUCGGUGGUCUCAUCGCUACUUGGUCUUACCUCGACAAGGAUAAGCCCAACUACCCCAUCGGCAACAGCAUCAACUGCGCCGCCGGAUGUAUCAUCUUUAUUAUUAGUGUCUCUGGAUUCUUGUGGAUGAAGUGGGAUAACCGACGACGCGACAAGAAGAACGUUGAGCAGGAGCUGGCCGGCCUGUCUCCUGAGGAGAUUGCCAACCUUGACUGGAAGCACCCUGGACACAGAUGGCACAACUAA
Messenger RNA from Fusarium venenatum, 1542 nucleotides. RefSeq names its product major facilitator superfamily domain-containing protein. NCBI's taxonomy places the organism in Eukaryota, Fungi, Ascomycota, Sordariomycetes, Hypocreales, Nectriaceae. Gene Ontology annotation, biological process: transmembrane transport. Gene Ontology annotation, cellular component: membrane. The record is from RefSeq and is a predicted model, not a curated record. Gene Ontology annotation, molecular function: transmembrane transporter activity.